UCAAAACGGAAACAGGACGUUUACAACAAGCUAGCUACACAUUUAGGUCCAGUUUAUUAGCAAAACGUGUUGUUUUUCUUCCAAACAAAGAAACUAUGUUUUGCGACAAUUGUGAGAAGAAGCUGGGCAGGGUGAGAACUCCAGACACCUGGAAGGACGGAGCCAGGAACACUACAUGUAGAUAUAGGACUCGCAUUAUAGAUACAGAAUUGUGUUAUUACACAUCGUUUGAUCCUUAUGGGAAGCCAGGGAAUUCAGGGAAGUCGGGCUUUGGCAUCUGCCGAAUCUGCAAGAGUUCUGUUCACCAAUCAGGAUCUCACUACUGCCAGGGCUGUGCCUAUAAGGAGAGAAGCAGAGAUGAAAGAGAACUUUACCAAAUCUGUGCCAUGUGUGGGAAGAAGGUUCUGGACACCAAGAACUACAAGCAGACCUCCGUCUGACAGGCCACCAGUAUAACCAGAGAAAGGUGGUGAGAAGGCGUGAGAAAGAAAAGGAGGGAAAGGGGAAGGAAGGUGGGCACGAGAAAUGACGUCUUUAUCGUGUAGCAGGCUUGCUUUGACCCUGUCUAAAACUCUCAGUCAAGGGGUUACUCUUUCCAGCUCUGUGUGUGUGUGUGUGUGUGAAUUAUGGAGCAAUGUCUCCCUCCAUAUUAUAGAGCUCCUAUAACCCUCAGCUUUGUAGCAGCAAAAAGUGGCCAGUACACAUCAAGUCCGAGACUACUUUUAGUUUUAAUACCUGGACUGAUGGUUUCUAUCCUGUUGUGCCAAACCUGCUCUGAUACAGGAGUUUCCUUUUUUAAAUUAUUUGUGAAUUCUAUCAUGUCUCAUAUUUUUUUGAGGGUAUUAAAAUAUUAAUUAUGUAAUGGCAAUUAAAUUAGUAUUUAUCAACUUUGUUUUGUUUAGUCUCAGACCAAAACAUUCAAACAAAUGUCCUAUUCAAUAGGCUUUAACACAAUUCAAGACCCUGUUCUCUGUGUUGCUCGGUCACCUGUACACGCGACAGUGAUUGGUUAAGAACUUCUGACAUCAUCAUCAUCACAGCAUGCUGUAACUUCCUGUGUGACCCAGGGUCAGGUUAGAUGCCGUGUUCAUGUGCUAGUCGGAACUACGAAACUCUGAAAUGUUCGACUUGCUAACUGGUUGAAUGUGGCACGUGUACAACUAUAACCAGUUAGCAAGUCGGAAAUGUCAGAGUUCUGACUAGCAUGUGAACGCGGCAGGAGAACAGAGGUUGGCAGAGUCAUUGCAGCUGCCCACUGACAUUUAAAGGCCCUGUCUCCCCUCAGGCUCUCCACUCUACCUCAGCAAACACACACCCAGCCCGUUACACAGAAAGAAAGAGCCACUCAAUUGUGGUGAUAUAGUUUUAUUGAGAGAACACACAACAUAAUGAUGAUUCCUGAAAACAAUGGCAACAUAGACAGAGGAAAACAUUGUUAGACACAUUCUAGGAAAUAUAGAUAUAGUAGAACACGUGUUGGCUUAUAAACUAUAGAGAUGCUUUUGCUGAACAGUGCUGAAAUACACUUUUUUACAAAUGUUAGUUACAAAUAUUUUCCUUUGUACCACAUACAGAUGAAACAUUAUGGAGUCUUAAAGGGCUAAUCUGCUGUUGGAAAAAUAACUGUUUUGGUAAAAAGAUGAAGGAUGGGGCUGGAUAAAUCUAACCACUCUCAAAUGUAUAGACUGAGAUAUGUAGGCAAGGACUGACCAUCCAUGAUAUCACAGUUAUAGUUUUAACCAUGUUUUGAGGCUAUGCAGUGUUUCUUUACGAACAUUGGAGUAAAACAAGCUUAUAUUUUGGGUUCUGAUUGGGUGUGACAGUUGAACUAAGCUCAUUAGGCAUUUAUAAGUUAUAUUCCUCAAGAAUCAAUGGGUGUAUAUAUAAUUCAUUUAUAAGUCCAAAAAUGUAUGUAGGGACUGCAGAUUGCCCCUUUAAAGGGGCAUUCCACCACUUUUCAACCUCAGUCAUUAUCUCUAUAAAUGACAAGUUAUCAAACCUGUUCACAGGGUUGGUUAACUCUGGAGAUUCCUUUGGCUUCUAGAGAGUUAGGUAAAUCAGCCUUUAAUUUCCUUGCAUCUUAAGUGUGGAAUGAUCUACAUACAAUACACUUCAAAAUUGGAGGAAUUGUUGCCUCUAGAGCAUUUCAGAUGGUUGUUAGGGGACCUUUUUACGAAGAAUUUGUCUGUUUUUUAUGAUUGUGUUUUGCUUUUCGUGUAUUGUUGUGUAUAAUAAUGUGUAUUUAAUUGUGUAUAUGAAUGUGUAGUUUAAUGCGUUUUAUUGUAUUUUAAUGUGUAUUGUGGUGCUAUACAGGGCUCACCUAGAAAAGAGACCUUGGUCUUAGCAUUGACUCCCUGUCAAAAUAAAGGUUUAAAAAAUAGAAAAAUC
Messenger RNA from Coregonus clupeaformis (lake whitefish), 2388 nucleotides. RefSeq names its product cysteine-rich PDZ-binding protein. Gene Ontology annotation, molecular function: PDZ domain binding; microtubule binding. The record is from RefSeq and is a predicted model, not a curated record. The transcript has 5 exons. Gene Ontology annotation, cellular component: dendrite. Gene Ontology annotation, biological process: cytoplasmic microtubule organization. Bases 96 to 440 code for a protein of 114 amino acids. Lineage: Eukaryota; Metazoa; Chordata; Actinopteri; Salmoniformes; Salmonidae.